This is a messenger RNA of Pelagomonas calceolata, 925 nucleotides long. NCBI's taxonomy places the organism in Eukaryota, Pelagophyceae, Pelagomonadales, Pelagomonadaceae. The record is from the annotation of a GenBank genome assembly.
CGCGUGCUCCACUUUUCAGGUCUCGUACGCGUCGCCAUUGCACGCCUGAACCCAGCACUCGCACGCCAGCCUCCAGACACUCUCUGGUUCCCCCUGCACAGCUUUGCGCGACAGAUAGGAGCUCAUAGCUACAGAGAGGCGCAUCUUGCUCAGUGGGCGCAUCAUGCUCCGCAGCCGGCGCGGCAUCGUUAUCCUAGCUUGCCUCUUCGCGACCGCCGACGCGCUGGCGAAAUGGAACGUGGCGCUCAACCUCGGCCGCGAGCCGGGCAGUUCGAUGCCCGAGAGCUGGGCGGCGAGCGGCGCGCGCUUCUUCCUGCAGACGCAGAUCGAGUUCGGCGACGAUCCUGCGGCCGAGGAGCCGUUCCUCGGCCGCGGCCGCGCGCCGCGCUGCGUCACUGCGGAAAGCGCGUCUUUUACCGGCGUCGGAGGUCGGCGGGAGGUGGCCGUCGGCAGCGGGGCAUGGGUCCUGGCGCGCGAUCGGGCACCAAGUGUGCUGCGCUUCUGGCUCGACUUUUCGGGGGCGACGGACGUCGAGUCGCGCGGCGUCGCGCUCCCGGCCGAGAAGCUCUACUUCACGGCGUCGGCCUUCGACGCGGCUGACGUGGCCGACGCGCGGCGCGACUUGCUACCGGCGAAUCAGAAACGGGCGGCGGCGCAGGCGGAGGUCGACGAGGUCCGCGAGGGCCCGAACCUGUUCGCGCUUGCCAAAAAAAUGGACGCCCUCGCCGCGGCGCAGUCGGCCGUCGAGCGCGUCGAGGAGCGCCUGCCGAAGGUGCGGGACCCGAACGCGGGCGCGCUCCCGGGCGAGGCCAAACUGUUCGUGGACCAGGGCCCAAUCAGCGUCAAGCGACCAGGGCUCUUCGGCCCGUUCUCGCGCGAGAAGUACUUCAUCGUCGGGACCUUCUCGCUGACGCCCGUGCUCGAG